AUGAUAACUAAUACUCCACCCAGCGUAUCUUUAGACUUCAUUUACGUUGAACCCUCAGUGUCGCGAUUCCGGUUCCCACUUUACCGGUAUGUUAUAAUAAAUUUUUUAUUUAUUCUACAUUACAGUGAAUUAUCAGCGCUAUCAAUAGUGAUGAUAAACGAAAAGAAAGAAGUGACAGGGUUCAUUGCUUUCUCCGACCAUCCUGACAUACUAGGGGUACAUCCUAGUGAGUGGGAAAACUGGAUACGGAACUCCUAUCAGCGUUACUACCUGUCUCGUAACACACUGUUCAUCCACUUCAUGUGUUGUACCGACGCUGUUAAGGACUUCUUUAUAGAGGAGGCGUUUAUCGCGGUGUUCCUCAAUGACUACUACCUACAGUACAUUGUGUUGUCAGUUCCUAUGUUCUGUCCAGAAGAAUUAAUAACGAGGUAUUUAACAUACAAGAAACGUAACAUCUACAAAUAUUUACCGAGGGUCAAAGAGGGGAUUGGUGAUUAUUUGCUAACAGCAUUGAGAGCUGACUUCUGUCCUAAGCUCAAGAUGCGUAGAGCAGUAGAAGAAGACAAUGAUGAUUUAGUAGACAUUUUGGAUAAAAAGUGUCCUCGUCUAAAGCGAUUGUACGGCGAAUACUAUAUCAGUGAAAUUAUUGGAAGACAUCCAGAGAGUACCAGGCAAAUUAUCGUGGCUGAUAUCCAAGGCCGAGCCGUAGCGGUUAUGUGCUUGAACACAGACAUAAACUAUAAGAAACUGCAGAAAAUAUAUGAGUUGCGUCCUUAUCACGGGCUUAAGACCGCUACACCUCUUGAGAGAGAACAGACUAGGAGGAGUAAUGUACUCCUCUCUGAUUUUGGGGAGCCUAUAAUGCUUGGCAAAUGGAGUCCUUUUGACCAGGCUUCGAGAAUAAAACGACAUCGGUCUAGUGAUGCCAAAGUAAAAACACUACGACAAAACAUGAAGAAUUCCAGUAGAGUGAAUUUCCAAGCUCGCGCCGGUAGCAUGGAACACAUUAUAGCAAGAUCCCAGUCAGAAGACUUCAGUGAAAUGGGCGAUCUGCCUUCACCUUCACUGUCAGCAUCAUUAUACUCAGUUGUUAACUUACUGGACGAAGAUCCCUUUGAUUACGAAAUAGUUAAUAUUGAUACGACGCUUAUAUUGACGGAAACCAGAUCUCAGGAAUUGUUUCGGAGCGCUAUAUCCUUAGCGGGGAAAUCGUCUUUUGAGGCUAAUUCUUCAUUUACUAAAUCAAGUAAAAUAGAAGCACGCAGUUCCUUGCAAGAGUAA
This is a messenger RNA of Trichoplusia ni (cabbage looper), 1284 nucleotides long. Its product is annotated as cilia- and flagella-associated protein 61-like. Bases 1 to 1284 code for a protein of 427 amino acids. Lineage: Eukaryota; Metazoa; Arthropoda; Insecta; Lepidoptera; Noctuidae. The transcript has 9 exons. The record is from RefSeq and is a predicted model, not a curated record.